AUGUUAACGCAUUUGGAUCUAAGGGGGAACCGGCUUAAGAUGCUGCCUUUUGCUGGUGUGCUGGAGCACGUAGGCGGCAUUAUGGAGAUCCAACUGGAGGAGAACCCGUGGAAUUGCACCUGUGAUCUGAUCCCCCUAAAAGCCUGGCUGGACACCAUAUCAGUCUUUGUAGGAGACAUCGUGUGCGAGACCCCCUUUAGACUGCAUGGAAAGGACAUUACUCAAUUGAUUAAGCAAGAUCUAUGCCCCCGACGUAAUGCUGGUGAUUCUAAUCACCGCGCAAUGCAGCCCCCCUCUGAUUCCCAAUACAACGGCCCCUCUCCCACCCUACACCCGGGUGUCACUCCAACAAAAGCCCCACGGGCCUCCCGUCCCCCUAAAAUGAGAAAUCGCCCCACACAACGUGUAACGUCUGGUAAGGACAAACAAGUGCUGGGGCCUAUAAUGGUUUAUCAGACUAGGUCCCCUGUUCCCAUAACCUGCCCUAGCAUAUGCGUCUGUACCUCCCAGAACCCAGACAGUGGAUUAAAUAUCAACUGCCAGGAGAGGAAAUUGCAUAAUAUAACAGAGCUAAUCCCUAAACCCUCCUAUCCAAAGAAAUUGCAUUUAACAGGCAAUUACUUACAGACCAUAUAUAGAACAGACCUAACCGAAUACAGCUCACUAGAGCUCCUCCACCUAGGAAAUAAUAGGAUAGCUGUUAUUCAGGACGGGGCCUUUGACACCCUGGCUAAUCUACGGAGACUUUACCUCAAUGGCAAUUACAUUGAAAGUCUAUCCCAAUCAUUAUUCGUAGGUCUGCAGAGCCUUCAAUACUUAUACCUGGAAUACAAUGUCAUCAAGGACAUUUUACCACAGACGUUUAACUCAUUACAGAAUCUGCAGCUGCUGUUCCUAAACAACAAUCUACUAAGAUCCCUUCCCGACAAUGUUUUUUGGGGGACUAUGCUAACAAGGCUGAACCUGAGGAACAAUCACUUCUCCCACCUGCCGGUGCGCGGUGUGCUCGACCAGCUCUCCGCAUUCAUUCAGAUCGAUCUGCAGGAGAACCCAUGGGAUUGCACAUGCGACAUCGUUGCCCUUAAAAACUGGAUGGAGCUGUCCAGCACCAGCGUAGUGGUAAAUGAAAUCACAUGUGAUUCGCCCUCCAAACACGCAGGGCGGCUGCUCAGAUCCCUGCGUAAUGACGCAAUUUGUCCCGAGCCUAAUGAGGUCACAGUAGGCCUAACCAAGGCCCCCACCGUCAGUCCCAACACCGACUCCACUCCCCCCUCUGCCAUCACCUCAACAGAAGAGCAGGUGCCCGAGAUGCACGCGGAGGUGCCGCUGUCUGUUCUCAUACUGGGACUGCUCGUGGUUUUCAUUCUGUCGGUCUGCUUUGGGGCUGGUCUUUUCGUAUUCGUCCUCAAACGACGCAAAGGAAUUGAUAGCGUCCCCACCAGUGCCAAUAAUUUAGAUAUAAACUCUUUCCAGGUACAGUAUGCUUCAUAUAGCUCAGAGCCCACUGCAGAUAAAACAGAGACACAUGUUUAUAAUUACGUCCCUCCCCCGAUUGGCCAGAUGUGUCAGAACCCCAUCUACAUGCAGAAAGAUAGCGAGCAGGUGGCGUACUAUAGGAAUCUAAAAGAGCUAACUUUCAGCACCAUGGACCCUAAAAAGUCGGAGUUGCCCCCAAGCCCAUAUACCAUAAGCACAGUGGAGUUCAUUGAGAAACAAUCUUGUGGCAAUCGACAGCCGGAGCUGCUUUAUCAAAACAUUGCAGAGAGGGUUAAGGAGCUUCCAACUGCUGGCGCUCUGAAUUACAGUUUCUGCACUUUACCGAAAAGACAAUUCAUUCCUCCAUAUGAAACUACUAGACGACACAACCAAGACAGGUUGAAUAAAACUGUUCUCUAUGGGACUCCACGAAAGUAUUAUGCUGAGCAAUCAAAAAAUGAACACCCUUUGCUGCCUGGGAAGCUAAAAACAGAACCAGACUACCUCGAAGUUCUGGAAAAACAAACUGCAAUGAGUCAGUUGUAAGAUAUGGCCCUACUUACUAUCAUCACACAUAUUACAUCGGUAUGUAUCUAAGUACUCCACAAAUUAACGAGUCCAACUCAAACAAAGCAACCUAAGCAUUUUUAUCUUCUUUAUUUUCCAGCUGUAUUGAGUAAACGUAGGCCUAUAUGCAGUUAUAUUAUUUUACUGGAGGUUGAAAUUAUUUAUUCUACUUGAACUAUAAAGACUGUAGCAGGUACCGCAAGAACUAUGUAUAGUACUGCUUUGUGCAUUUUAUAUUCUAUAUUUUAUUUUCUCUGUGGAAACAAAUAUCAUUUUUAGAAGAAUAAUUGAGAAAUGACAUUCCUGUACAUAAUAAUGAGUGUGAAACACAUGUACUGGUUCCGUCCAUGGUGAUCCAUUUAUUCCAGAAGUGCCUUUGCACUCCGAGUAUUUUAUCUUUGCUUUCUGCAAAUGGAAAUUUUAUAAGUGCUGUAUUUUAAGAAUCUUUAUGUAAAAUAUAAUUAUUUGUCCAUUACAUUAAACAUAAUUGAAGAGGGUAUGAAAUGUAUGGUAAAUAAUGUUUUCAAUAUAUAAGUGUCUUUCAAUUUAGCGAAUUACAUAACAUUGUAUGCUAUAGAUGAGCAAUACAAGUGCCAUGAGAGCAAUUAAAUUUUCACUGAAGCACUUUGUCAAGUCUGAACUUGAGGUGAGCAUUAUUAAGAUUAUAAAUGUCUGGCUUUGUGUGUGUGUGUGUGUGUGUGUGUGUGUGUGUGUGUCCCAUGUGAUGAGGGGGUGGGUGCUUUGGGGGCGGUAACAUCUCUCUUUGAUGGAAUCUAUAGACCACCGUGUAUUGACAAGGAAUUUGCUGAGUACUUUUGGCUGAAUGACGAAUUUAUCGACCAACGUUGCUCGGGCCCUCACAGGAAUACCAUUAAUUUCACACUUAUUAUUUUUCACCCAAAAAGGUAGAGAGAAGCAGUGUCCUCUAAAAGUGUAGAUCAUUUACCUCUAUAUUCUGAUUUACGGGUGAUCAAAACUGUCUCGAACAGGAACAACUACUGCUCUCCAGUAGCCGACUUGAAAAGCACCAAUUAUGAUUAGUUCCCAAAGCUCCUCAUACCCAGAAUUACUUGUUUCUAGUGGUUUUAACGAGACGAGUUUAUAUUCUGCCCUUCAGGUGACAUUUGCUUUGAAGUCUGCUGUAGAGCAAUACCUUCUUCAAGCCCAGAUUAUUCUGCUGUUUUCACUCUCGCUUUGUUUCCCCCGCUGCUUCACGUAGCUACCAUUGUGUCGCUGUCCAUGGUACUGAAUAUGUUCAGUUUGCGCAUUUUCUAUGGUUUCUACAGUGUGGGGACUUCUCAAUUGAUUUGUUCGAUUUCACAUUGACUUUGUAAAUAGUGCACUUUUUUAUUUUUUAUCACAGGUUGUUAAUCCCAUUGGCCAAAUUAAUUAGUGAAAUACGUGUAUACUGAGAACAAAAUCAAAUUGGGAAUUUAAAUUAGCAAUGACUGGCCUUCUUAUGAUUUGAUUGAAUCAUGGAUUUUAUGCUUACAUUUUUUAAAUACACUAACAAUGAAAAAGUUGAUUAUGUGAGUGUUAUCCUAUAAUAUUGAUAUUCUGCUUGUGGGUAAGUGAGCUUGUGCUUGUGGGUAACUACCAGAGGCCAUUGAGUUGUUGUGAGUGAGACUGAGUGAGAGUUCUGUUAAUUCCUUCUGAAACAGAGUGUUAUUUUUUUUUCCUGGGCACAAUGGGCCUCUUUGUUGCUGUUUACUGGUGCUGUGGAGAAUGAGAGGUUGGACAUGUCUUGCACACCAAUGAGGCAGCUAGCUCCCACAGUCCCCACCACACUCCUCCUCUCCUCAUAUCACACAUGGGACUGGGAGGAGGAGAGAUGGGGAUGGCAUGCAAUGGCUUUACAACAUAAGCUAUCAAUCAAUCCAGUCAGUUCACACCGGAAAAUAGGAUCAAAUAUUAUACAUUGCUUCACAAUUUGAGGUUGAGUGACAGUUAUGUUGUUUGGGACAUUUGGGUAGUUUUGUCACAAAGGAUUUCCUUCAAUCCAUGGAUUCUAUAAAGGAAGCAGUUGUUAGCUAUCUUUAUUGAUCAUCAGAUUGUAAUUGAUUCACUCUCCCUCUUUCAUUUAAUUACAACAAUAUGGUUCCUGUUGUAGACAGGAAGGGGAAAUAAACCUUGACCUUGCUAUGCUAAGGGACUAGCGGUGAACUAGAGUGAAUCAAUGGAGACUGCUUUCAGAUGCUUGCUGCUAGGGGCCUCUCCUAAGGCUAUCCCAGACCUCUUCAGAAAUACUCUUGGGCAAGUUCAUGUUUAUUCAAAGGUUGGACCGGCUUUUUUUAUCUCUUUGAUUUGUGAUGAGGCCCAACGAGAGUGGCCUAUGCUUGGUGUGUAUGAUACUGAAUCUCUUUGACAUGGUGGAGACCACAAGACCUGUGGGAAGCAUGGAAGGUUGAUAUUCCUCCUUCCCAGUGUCCCCAGGAUUGGCCGGAGUCACAACCAAUUCACUCUCAAAGUAAGGAAGUGUUGCCUGAUUGUGAUAUUUUGAAACGAAUAGCAAUGUCAGGGUCUGUGACAUAUUAAUAUUUCAUAUUUUGGAUCAUUGUAGAUGCAUUGUUUCACAUGAAAUCAAAGUAAUCAAGUAAACAACUCAAAGUACAGUUAAUUGAAAUCAUCAGCCAUAUGCUGAAAUAUGAACCAUGUUCACAAUAUAUUCCGCUUCAUUUCAGUCAUUUCAAGUGUUCAGUAGUCUAUGUUUCCUGCUGACUGGGUUGUGCAAAUUGUGGGGAUAUAUUAUGUGUUCUAGUCUUUGUUUCAGAGAUGAGAUGAGGUCUGUCUGUCUGUCUGUCUGUCUGUGUGUGUGUGUGUGUGAGUGAGUGAGUGAGUGAGUGAGUGAGUGAGUGAGUGAGUGAGUGAGUGAGUGAGUGAGUGAGUGAGUGAGUGAGAUAGUGAGUGAGUGAGGGAGUGAGUGAGUGAGUGAGUGAGUGAGUGAGUGAGUGAGUGAGUGAGAGAGAGAGUCUUCUUUCCUCCCACAGUCCUUUGACGAAUAUUGCACCAGUUUCAUGGCUGCUUAAUCAUUUAGACAUUAAUGAUGGGCCAUGUUAGAUGUUGACAGAAUGCCUUGAACAGCUGUCACAGGAUAAACAACCUUGUAGUCUCUGCACAAUGUACAGUCUGCUGCCUAACAGAACAAAUGUGUGCCCUGUUUGUGAUCUAUGAACACCGACGUGGCAAUGUUUAAAACACACCACACCGCAUGAACAGUGAAGGCUGUUGGACUCACAGCCAUGACUAAGAUCAAUGGGAUGCUGUCCCCCAUCUUUCCGUAUGGUUGAGGGAUAAUCCUAAUGCACACAACAGCAGGCCCACGACUGUGUGGUAAAGGAAUGUUGACAGACUGCAGACUUCUCCAAAGGUUAACUCAAGCCACAUCUGACCUUGUGUCCACUUCCUCCGGAGCACAGCACGUUGAUCUUAUUUGAAAGAAAGAAUAAGAGCAAUUGAAGUGAAACUCCAUCCAAUUGCUGUGAGAACAGGCAGGUCACCCAAGUGAAUAUGAUAAAUGAGAAGGGCCAAAUCUACACUAGCUAGCAUUCACUUCUGUGUUGUUCCAUCAUAUGAGGUUACACGUAGUACAGAGUUCAGAGUAACUGUGGAGGGGUAAUGAGGACGUCUGAAUUGUGCUAUGGUCAAUUUAUUAGUGUGCUAUUUCAGUGGAGAUUGCUCCCUGCAUGUGUGAGUGAGAAACAACAAAAUAACCACCCUUCCAUCGCUCAGCCCGAUUUUAUGCUGAGUUUUCUAAGUUCUCGGUUUAAAACACUUUUCCACAUGAGACAAUAUUAAUAAGCCUUUCCUGUUUAAUGCCUGCCAUAAAAUGUUAUCACUGCAGUCAUUAUUUGGCACUUGAAGUGUGAAGCGGCUAUACUGUAAGCCAAUGUCCCAGGGAAGACUUUAUUGGUUUGUGUAACAAGGCAUGGCAAGUGGCUCCUCUAGAAUCAAAUCAGCCCCUUCUCCCACUGGUUAGCAGUCCUACCAUAUGACCCUCACACAAUGUAGCAUUCAUGUCUUCCAUGGCCCCAGCUAUUUUUCCAGGACGUGCAUGGAGGCCUUUCUCCCAGCAACAUGGAAAAGUCUAUUUUUCACCCCCAGGAAUGCAAUGGAAAUCAACGACUUGGUUGUCAGACCAAUAUAACUUUCUCGGCUCUGUAAAUGGAGUAUGUUAUACAGAAUAUGCAACAAUGAAUGGGAAAGGCAUCUGAUUGGUUAACUUCAAUAUGCCUCGACCAUACCUAUAUUUUCAACUUAUUUUUUCAUUAAUAGAUUUGUAUAGUUUCGUAUUCACAUACAGUACAUGACGCAACCUGACUUUUGUUAUACAAUACUGUAUAUUGAUAGCAAUCCAUAUUUCUGGAAAUGUACUAAUUAAGUGUUGAAUUAAUAAUAUAUCCCUGGGUGUUUAUAACAGAUGUGAUAGCAGUGCCUUUGGGAACUCACAGGGAGGUCUGGCAGCUCCUCAUCAGUGGCUUAAAAUAACAGUUCUAAUAAUAUUGAGUACAAUCUCCGACACCCCAAACAAAUGUUGACACAUUAUCCACAUUGACUAACAAAUGGAAACGUGAUGCUGAAGUACUGGAAAAACAAACAUUUUAACCCAUAGAAAGUGCUAUUGCCUGCAGGAAAUUCUCGCAAUCCCAAUUUUUGGAAGUACAUAAAUCAUUUAAACUACAGCUGGUUCUUCAAGGCCAUUGCAUUUUCACAUUGCAACUUAAAACACCUGGUGAUCAUUCAAGGAUUCCUGCACUCAAAUAAUUCCUCCUGUGCUGAGUAUAGAAGCAGAAUCAGAAAAUGGGAUAAGAUGGGAUUUUUAACAGCAAGAACAUUUAUAUUGACAUACAGUAGAAAGAAGGAGAAGCUUGCAUCCGUGACAAACUGUGUCAAACAGUCAGUGGAAUGCAGCUGACCACUGAUGCCCUUGACGAUGCAUUUACACCACCGGCCACCACAUUACACUUCCCAUCCCAUCAAACCCUUAUUCAAUGACAACUCAGAUGGAGGUCUCCCUACGGCCACCAUCAAGGCUAAGGCCAUCCGUCUAUUUAGUGUGACUCAAAUGAAGACAAGACUGUCUGUUUGACUUAACAAUAACCCAUCUGUUGCCAAUGCCCUCCAAAUGUUAGAUGGCUGGAGGGCAAGAUGCACUCUGUUGCUCAAGGGAAGGACAACAUACAGUACAUCUAUGGAUUUGAGUUACAGGGUCACAGGCUUUGUAAAUGGAGUCUACAGAGUGCACAAAAUAUUAAGGACACAUGCUCUUUCCACGACAUAGACUGAAUCCAGGUGAAAGCUAUGAUCCUUUAUUGAUGUCACUUGUUAAAUCCACUUAAAAUCAGUGUAGAUGAAGGGGAGGAGACAGGUUAAAGAAGGAUUUUUAAGCCUUGAGACAAUUGAGACUUGGAUUGUGUAUGUGCUAUUCAAAUGCUUAAUGGGCAAGACAAACUAUUUAAGUGCCUUUGAACGGAGUACGGUAGUAGGUGCCAGGCGUACCGGUUUGUGUAAAGAACUGCAAUGUGGCUGGGUUUUUCAAGAGCAACAGUUUCCCGUGUGUAUCAGGAAUGGUCCACCAUCCAAAGGACAUCCAGCCAACUUGACACAACUGUGGGAAUCAUUGGAGUCAACAUGGGCCAGCAUCCCUGUGGAACGCAUUUGACACCUUGUAGAGUCCAUGUGCCAAUGAAUUGAGGCUGUUCUGAGGGCAAUAUUAGGAAGAUGUUGAUGUUUUGUACACUGUGUCGAUUACAGUUCUAAUGACCACUAUGCAGAUACUCUUUCAGUCCAAAUUGCAUUAGCUUCUCUUUUAACAUAGCAUGUGUACCAUCUAAACCAUGUUUAAAGGUCACAUCCAUAUGGAUUGUUGGAUCUGUGAGUAGUGAAUAAGCAAAGUUGUGAAUUAUGAGGUUAGAUCUCCUACUGAAUGCCAGUGAAAUAUUGCCCUACGAGCUCACUGAUCAGCGUUCCUUCUACACCCAGUCUGAGAAUGAUAAGUGA
Molecule: messenger RNA, 8040 nt
Organism: Coregonus sp. 'balchen'
Lineage: Eukaryota; Metazoa; Chordata; Actinopteri; Salmoniformes; Salmonidae
Source: the annotation of a GenBank genome assembly